UUCCUCCCCGUCCGUAGUUCUGUCUUUUCUCUCAAUCAGCAGCAGCCAUGAGCAUGCUCAGGCUUCAGAAGCGGCUGGCGUCCAGCGUCCUGCGCUGCGGCAAGAAGAAGGUGUGGCUUGACCCCAAUGAGACAAAUGAGAUCGCCAACGCCAACUCUCGCCAGCAGAUCCGCAAACUGGUAAAGGAUGGUCUGAUCAUCAGGAAGCCUGUGACGGUGCACUCCCGUGCCCGCUGCCGCAAGAACACUCUGGCACGCCGCAAAGGGCGGCACAUGGGCAUCGGUAAGAGGAAGGGUACAGCCAAUGCCCGUAUGCCGGAGAAGCUGUCCUGGAUGAGGCGUAUGAGGAUCCUGCGCCGUCUGCUUCGUCGCUACAGGGAGUCCAAGAAGAUUGACAGGCACAUGUACCAUAGCCUGUACCUGAAAGUGAAGGGUAAUGUUUUCAAGAACAAGCGCAUCCUGAUGGAGCACAUCCACAAGCUGAAGGCGGACAAGGCUCGCAAGAAGCUCCUGGCUGACCAGGCCGAAGCUCGUCGCUCCAAGACGAAGGAGGCCCGCAAGAGACGUGAAGAGCGUCUCCAGGCCAAGAAGGAGGAGAUCAUCAAGACUCUCUCCAAGGAGGAGGAGACCAAGAAAUGAACUGCGUUGUCCCUGCCCCUUUUUCAGCGAUAAUAAAAUGUACAGAAAGACAAGA
Messenger RNA from Megalops cyprinoides (Indo-Pacific tarpon), 693 nucleotides. Its product is annotated as 60S ribosomal protein L19. Lineage: Eukaryota; Metazoa; Chordata; Actinopteri; Elopiformes; Megalopidae. Gene Ontology annotation, cellular component: ribosome; cytosolic large ribosomal subunit. Gene Ontology annotation, molecular function: RNA binding; structural constituent of ribosome. The record is from RefSeq and is a predicted model, not a curated record. The coding region runs from base 48 to 638 and encodes 196 amino acids. Gene Ontology annotation, biological process: translation. The transcript is spliced from 6 exons.